This is a messenger RNA of Raphanus sativus (radish), 3243 nucleotides long. RefSeq names its product flavonol 7-O-rhamnosyltransferase-like. NCBI's taxonomy places the organism in Eukaryota, Viridiplantae, Streptophyta, Magnoliopsida, Brassicales, Brassicaceae. The coding region runs from base 1767 to 3062 and encodes 431 amino acids. The transcript is spliced from 2 exons. The record is from RefSeq and is a predicted model, not a curated record. Gene Ontology annotation, molecular function: UDP-glycosyltransferase activity.
AAGACUUAUCCUUUAAUUUGAUGAUUAUCUAUCAAGACCAAGGCACGUGGCUUGUUGCCACACCAUCACGUAGCUUGGUGAUGAAUCCACCACCGACUUAUCUUAUUAUUAUUGUAUGUGUUUCUUCUUGCUAUAAAUAGCCCCCUAACCUCAUUUGUAAGGUACAUACGAAAGUGAUCAGAAUAAAAAGGUUAAUUCUCUAUCUCUCUAUCGAUCAACUUAUACAUAUAAAUAAGAAGAACAAAAUCAGUAUCUCGCUUUAUUCACAACACGUUAUCAGCACGACGAGCUCUCUUAUACCGACCGUUCUUAGACCAAACAAGCGAGUAAAUCAUGUCGAAUUUGACAAAGCUCGAAAUUAAUGCCCUGGAUAUUACGGGAAAUAAUUAUAUGACCUGGGCAGUAGGUGCAAGAAUGCACCUAAGAGGUAGCGGGCUUUUGGAAAUCAUCGAUAAUACUAAAACGGUGUCGGAUGAGAAAAAGGCUAAAGCCAUGAUAUUUUUACGACACCACAUACAUGAUGGUUUAAAAGAUGAAUAUAUUACGAAAGAGGAUCCUGGAGACCUCUGGCAAUCUCUUAAAGAGAGGUUUGAUCACCAGAAGUAUGUGAUCUUACCAAAAGCCAAACACGAGUGGAUCCAUCUCCGGUUCCAGGACUACAAAAGUGUAAGUGAGUUUAAUUCCGCUAUGUUCGGAAUUACUUCAAGGAUGAUGUUAUGUGGAGAGAAAAUAAGUGAUUAUGAUAUGAUCGAGAAAAAUAAAGAAGUGGACAUCGAAUAUGUACGGUCAUGCGACAAUCCGGCCGACUUGUUCACCAAAGCUCUUCCGACUACAACAUUCCGAAAGCACGUUAAUGGUAUCGGGAUGCGGCGUUUGCGUGACCUAUGAGGAAAGAGCUAUGUCCAUUAUUUUCAGGGGAGAUUACGUCAGUGUACUCUUUUUCCCUUCUCAUGGUUUUUAUCCCAUUGGGUUUUUCCAUGACUAGGUUUUUAACGAGACACUACGUAAUACAAGAUAGAUAAUCAAGGGGGAGUGUUAAGGAUAAGACUUAUCCUUUAAUUUGAUGAUUAUCUAUCAAGACCAAGGCACGUGGCUUGUUGCCACACCAUCACGUAGCUUGGUGAUGAAUCCACCACCGACUUAUCUUAUUAUUAUUGUAUGUGUUUCUUCUUGCUAUAAAUAGCCCCCUAACCUCAUUUGUAAGGUACAUACGAAAGUGAUCAGAAUAAAAAGGUUAAUUCUCUAUCUCUCUAUCGAUCAACUUAUACAUAUAAAUAAGAAGAACAAAAUCAGUAUCUCGCUUUAUUCACAACAAGAUAAAAUAAAGAACAACCAGAUAAGUAACAAUUCACACAUCAUUUAAAAUCAAACUGUACAAUACUAAAAAGUAAAUGUUUUAACGCAAAACUUGAAUAAUACAAAAAAAUGUGCGAAUUGGAUACUAGUCACCAGUAACAAAAUUUAAAAUGAAGAUAAAAGAUGAUGACAAAAAAAAAAUUGAAGAUAAAAGAUCUAUUUUUUUUUGAUCAAAAAAAUUUCUAAAUAUUAGUUGGUUUCUCUUAAAAGCAAAAAACAUAUUAAUAAAAUAUUGUGUGGUAGAAAUACCAACUCGUGUUCUUGCACAGUGUAGUUGGUCUAACGAGUGGUUGAGGUGUUAUAUAACAAAAAUUAUUUCGUUGUAUAUAAUAGAGAUCCAUUUGUCCAUCUUCGUUAUACAAUUUACAAACUACAAAAAGAUAAAAGUGAUAAUAAAAACAAUAAAAAGAAUGAAGAAGCCACACGUUCUCGUGGUACCGUUUCCACAGUCCGGUCACAUGCUUCCACAUCUCGACCUUACUCAUCAGCUUCUCCUCCGUGGAGCCACAGUCACCGUCCUCGUCACACCUAAAAGCUCUCCUUAUCUCGAGCCCCUCCGUUCUCUUCACUCGCCGGAACAUUUCAAAACACUAAUCCUUCCUUUUCCUUCUCACCCUUCUAUUCCUCCAGGCGUCGAGACACUCCAGCAACUUCCUCUACAAGCUUUACCUCACAUGCUCGAAGCUCUCUUUGGUCUCCACGACCCUCUCGUUGACUUCCUGAACCGUCAGCCACCGUCGGAUCUUCCCGACGUUAUCCUCGGAGGCGCUUUUCUCAGCCCUUGGAUUAACAAAGUAGCUGACGCUUUCUCUUUAAAGGCUAUUUAUUUCUUACCCAUCAAUGCUCAUACGAUCUCCCUCCUAUGGAGUGAGGAAGAUAGAGGCUUCUUCGACGAGCUCGAGACUGCCACGACGGCAAGCUACGGUCUCGUCGUCAACACUUUCUACGAACUCGAGCCUGAGUUCGUAGAGUGUGUUAAAACCAAACACCUGACUCACCACCGCAUUUGGACCGUCGGACCGUUACUCGCCGUUAAAGCCGGCGCUGACCGCGGCGGACAGAGCUCCCUCCCGCCGGAGAAAGUCUUGGCUUGGUUGGAAACGUGCAGCGAGGAUAACUCAGUUGUUUACAUCGCUUUCGGUAGCCAGAUCCGACUGACGGUGGAGCAAACGGCGGCUCUUGCGGCGGCCUUGGAGACGAGCGGUGUGCGUUUCAUAUGGGCCGUGAGGGACGCAGCUAAGAAAGUAAACUCUGGAGAUAACUCCGGUGAUGAUGUUGAUGUGAUUCCGGAAGGGUUUGAGGAGAGAGUUAAGGACAAAGGUUUGGUAAUAAGAGGAUGGGCCCCACAAACGAUGAUUCUUGAGCAUAGAGCCGUUGGAUCGUAUCUGACCCAUUUGGGUUGGGGUUCGGCUCUAGAAGGAAUGGUCGGAGGAGUUGUUAUGCUUGCAUGGCCGAUGCAAGCAGACCAUUUCAAAAAUGCGAAGCUGCUCGUUGAUGACCUAGGAGUUGCGGUGCGAGUUGGAGAGAACAAAGAUUCGGUUCCGGACUCGGGAAAACUCGCUGGGGUUUUAGCAGAUUCAGUGAAAGAUGAUUUUCCGGAGAGGGUUAGGUUGAUGAAGCUCAGGGAGAAAGGUAUGGAGGCCAUUAAAGAAGGUGGAAGCUCGUACAACUGCUUGGACGAUCUUGUUGCAGAGAUGUGUGUGUGAUAUUCUGUUACUUUUUUAAAAAAAUUACGGACAAAUAAGCUAGUGUAAUAAAACUGUUGUUUUUUUCCAGUUAUUUAUUUUAAGAAGUGUUUCUCUUAACAGAAGAGUAAACAUAUGGGGUAAGAAAUAUGUUCUUGUAUUUUCCAAUUAAUUAUUUAAUUUUUUUUCUGUUGACGAUUAA